This is a messenger RNA of Harpia harpyja (harpy eagle), 2037 nucleotides long. It is a transcript of the gene PIGS, whose product is annotated as phosphatidylinositol glycan anchor biosynthesis class S. The record is from RefSeq and is a predicted model, not a curated record. Gene Ontology annotation, cellular component: GPI-anchor transamidase complex. Lineage: Eukaryota; Metazoa; Chordata; Aves; Accipitriformes; Accipitridae. Gene Ontology annotation, biological process: attachment of GPI anchor to protein.
AUGGCUGGACUGGGCGUAGGCCCCGCCCUCUCGCUGGGACGGGAAGUGAAGAUGGCGGCGGCGGCGGCGUUAGUGGCGGAUGAAGCAGAGCGGGCGCGGGGCCGGCGGGCCGCCCUGUCCUUCGCGGCCAUCGCUGUGGUGUUGGGGCUGCCGCUGUGGUGGAGGACGACCGAGACCUACCGCGCCGCCCUGCCCUAUGGGGACAUCGAGGGGCUGGGACAGCAGCCGUUCCAGCUGGCGGUCCCCGUCGCCGUGGUCUUCGCCCCGGGGUCGGUGCCCGGGGACCUGCCGAGGCCGCUGCCGUUCAGGGACGUGCAGGAGAUGGAGAUUUCCGUGAACGUGAGACCCAGCAUCACAUCCCGCUAUGAGACGGUCUAUCGCAGGACCACGGCUCAGGAGGAGGCAGCGCUGGAUGUGGCUACUGCACGAGAGGCUGACGCUGCUCUGCACCCGCUGCAGGACGCCUCGUUGGGCUCUCUGACCAUGUACGUGGUCCCCGAAACCUCCUCUCUCCUGCCUCAGGGCAUCAGCGUCUACGUGGGGAAGCACCGCAACGCCCUGCUGAGGGCUGGGGGGGGCCUGGCUGCCCUCCGCACCCGCCUCCAGCAGCUCACACAGGUGAUGUCCUUCACGGCCAGCUCCAUCUCUGCUGCCCUCUCGGACCGCGUGCCCAAUGGCCAUCUGGGCCCUGAUGCCCGGCGGCACUUGAAAUCCAGCCUGGGGUACGAGAUCACCUUCAGCCUGCUGAACCCCGACCCCAAGUCCCACGCCGUGGACUGGGACAUCGAGGAUGCCGUGAACCGCUACGUGCAGCCCGUCCUGGACAAACUGAGCUUGGUGGCCAACUUCUCUGUUGACUCGCAGAUCCUGUACUACGCCGUCCUAGGAGUGACACCACGCUUUGACAAGGAGUCCUCCAGCUUCCUCUUGAGCGCUCACAGCCUCCCGCACGUCAUCAACCCUGUGGAGGCCCGGCUGGGCUCCAGCGCUGCCUCACUCUACCCCGUGCUGAACUUCCUGCUGUACGUGCCAGAGCGCUCCCACUCCCCUCUGUACAUCCAGGACAAGGAUGGAGCCCCAGUGAGCACCAACGCCUUCCACAGCCCCCGCUGGGGCGGCAUCAUGGUUUACAACGUUGAAGCCCCUGCUUCCCCCCAAGUCUCCCUCCCGCUGCACGUGGAUGUGGACAUGGUGCGAGUGAUGGAGGUUUUCCUGGCCCAGCUCCGGUUACUCUUUGGGUUAUCUCGGGAGGAGCUGCCCCCCGAGUUCCUGCUGGAGAGCCCAGGGACCGAGGGGCUGGCUGACUGGGAGCUGGACCGCCUGCUCUGGGCCCACACUGUGGAGAACAUUGCCACUGUGUCCACCACCUUGACCUCACUGGCCCAGCUCUUGGACAAGAUCGGGAACAUUGUCAUCAAAGAUGAUGUCGCCUCUGAGGUGUACCAAGCGGUGGCCUCAGCGCAGAGUGCCAUGGCCGAGCUGGCCGCGGGCCACCUGCACUUGGCUUUCCAGGCCAGCAAGGAGGCAGUCACCUCCUCAGAGCGGGCCUUCUUUGACCCAUCUCUCCUCCAUCUCCUCUACUUUCCUGAUGACCAGAAAUUUGCCAUCUACAUCCCGCUCUUCCUGCCUAUGGCCGUCCCCAUUCUCCUCUCCCUGGCCAAGAUCGUCCGGGAGGCCAGGCAGCGUAAGAAGGAGCCCACCAAGAUGGACUGAGCCCAUGGUGAUGGUGUCCCGUCUUGGGGCUGGAGCUGUACCCGCUUCGUCGAGUGUGUUGUCAUGGACCUAUGGCCAAAGAAGGCACCCCAGAACGGUGUUAAGGCCAGGCUGCGGCCAAGAUGGAGGAGUGGGAAGAGAGGCUGCUUUGAGGGGUGGGAGAUGCUCUCAAUCUGGGUCCUGCGCCCUCCAUCCUGAAAGGCAGAGAGAUCAUAGAGGAGGGCAGGGGGGGACCUCCCUGUGUGCACCCCUGGCCCUGCACUGUGUUCAGAACAUGCUGCUGUAUAAAUAAAGAAAAACCCCAGUUUUGGGGGGGGGCUGGUG